AUGUGGGCUGAAGAGCAUAUGCGAGGAGCGCAGGCCUUCGCCUCGCCCGCGGCUUCUGGGGUGUACGAAGACCCUCGGUUUCGCCUCUUCGUGAACAAGUUGAGCAGCUCGUCCUCUCUCGGCGACGCGUGCAUGUGCAGUGCGCCGAAGAGGAAGGAAGGCUUGUGUCCUAUAUGUGCGGCAGACGGCGCGUGGACGCAGGCCUCCCUCGCAGCUGACCCGGAGGGCGACGAACUCGAAGAGCUGGCGCGGUCGUUCCGGUGGCUGCAACUCACAGACGGCUCGCCAUCUCUCGUGAAAAAGCGCAACGCCGACCAACCCGAUGCGGUCGAUGAAGGCGACACAGAGGAGAGUGGAAGGGACAGCGAAGAGCGCGCAGUGAAAAGAAGCGAUGCAGAAGACGCGUUCGACGUGCUUGUGAGCUGCUGCAUGCAUUCGGACGCCACGCGGAAACGACCUGCGCUGAGAGUCGUGAGGAGAGGAGAGGGAAGUGGAGUCUGCUGCAGCAGAAGGCUCGAGGGCGACGAAACCGGAAUGCCAGCGAAGGCGAAGGAGGCAAACACAGAGGAAAGGGAGACCCGGACAAGCGGACCCUUACAGAGAAGUAGCUCAAUUCUCCAGACGCUGGCGUCACCCGAAAACAAACAGCGCAACACAUGGUCGGCGACAGCGUGGUUUCCGACAACUGUACCCUGA
Besnoitia besnoiti is the source of this 696-nucleotide messenger RNA. RefSeq lists its product as uncharacterized. The transcript has a single exon. The record is from RefSeq and is a predicted model, not a curated record. NCBI's taxonomy places the organism in Eukaryota, Apicomplexa, Conoidasida, Eucoccidiorida, Sarcocystidae. Bases 1 to 696 code for a protein of 231 amino acids.